Labrus mixtus (cuckoo wrasse) is the source of this 2532-nucleotide messenger RNA. RefSeq names its product NADH-ubiquinone oxidoreductase 75 kDa subunit, mitochondrial-like. The transcript has 18 exons. Gene Ontology annotation, molecular function: NADH dehydrogenase (ubiquinone) activity; iron-sulfur cluster binding. The record is from RefSeq and is a predicted model, not a curated record. NCBI's taxonomy places the organism in Eukaryota, Metazoa, Chordata, Actinopteri, Labriformes, Labridae. Gene Ontology annotation, cellular component: membrane. Bases 280 to 2517 code for a protein of 745 amino acids. Gene Ontology annotation, biological process: ATP synthesis coupled electron transport.
ACCUGCUCUUACUGCCACACUGCCAGAAGCUGUCACCACAGCCUGUGACACACAUUAGUGUAAAUGAGAUGAAUAGCUGUUAAGAAGAGGUUUACAUUAACACUGUAAUGGCUGGUGUUAAAUAACUGGACGAGUAGAUAAGUAUUUAAAGAGGGGAAGCCUACCUAUUUGGAUUAUUGUAUAGCCUACAGGAUUACUUAAUCCGUGACGCAGCACAAUAACAAGACAGAGGCGCAAACUGCGUAGCAGGCAGUCUGACGAGGACACACACUGACAAGCAUGCUGCGUUUGCCUGCUGUGAGCCGGACUCUCUUUCCAGCAGCUAUUACCAAAGGAGGUGCAGCUACAGCUAACACUGCUCGCAAUGUAGCUACUGCAGCAGCACCUGCCAGUAACCUGCUGGAGGUGUUUGUGGAUGGGGCGCCUGUCAUGGUGGAGCCAGGAACCACAGUGUUGCAAGCAUGUGAGAAGGUAGGAAUGCAGAUUCCUCGUUUCUGCUACCAUGAGCGCCUGUCAGUUGCUGGAAACUGUCGCAUGUGUCUUGUGGAAAUAGAGAAAGUUCCAAAGCCAGUGGCUGCCUGUGCUAUGCCAGUCAUGAAGGGUUGGAACAUUUUAACCAACUCUGACAAAACAAGAAAGGCCAGAGAGGGUGUGAUGGAGUUUCUUCUGGCUAACCAUCCAUUAGACUGUCCAAUUUGUGAUCAAGGGGGAGAAUGUGAUCUGCAGGACCAGUCCAUGCAGUUUGGCAGUGACAGGAGCCGCUUCACUGAGGGCAAAAGAGCUGUAGAAGACAAGAACAUUGGCCCUCUCAUCAAAACCAUUAUGACUCGCUGUAUCCAGUGCACUCGCUGCGUGCGCUUUGCCAGUGAGAUUGCAGGGGUGGAAGAUCUGGGUACCACUGGCAGAGGUAAUGACCUGCAGAUUGGGACCUAUGUGGAGAAGAUGUUCAUGUCCGAGUUAUCUGGGAACGUCAUUGAUAUAUGCCCAGUGGGAGCCCUGACUUCUAAACCAUACGCGUUCACUGCUCGCCCUUGGGAGACCAGGAAGACUGAAUCCAUUGAUGUUCUGGAUGCUGUGGGUAGCAACAUUGUUGUGAGCACUCGUGGGGGUGAGGUGAUGAGAAUUUUGCCUCGUCUUAAUGAAGAUAUUAAUGAGGAGUGGAUUUCAGACAAAACCAGGUUUGCUUAUGAUGGUCUCAAGAGACAGAGGCUUACUCAGCCAAUGGUGAAAAAUGAAUCUGAGCAGCUGGUCCCUACAACCUGGGAGGAUGUGCUGACUCGAGUAGCUGGAGCAUUGCAAGGAGUUGAGGGAAACGAAGUUGCUGCAGUUGUCGGAGGUUUGGUAGAUGCAGAGGCUCUUAUUUCCCUGAAAGACUUGCUGAAUCGUUUGAACAGUGACAACCUGUGCACAGAGGAGGUGUUUCCAAUGGCUGGAGCUGGAUGUGACCUGCGUUCAAACUAUCUACUUAACACCGGGAUAACUGGCAUUGAAGAAGCUGACGUGCUGCUUCUGGUUGGGACAAACCCACGCUAUGAGGCUCCUCUGUUCAAUGCCCGAAUCAGAAAAAGCUGGCUUCACAACGAGCUACAAGUGGCUCUUUUGGGGAAGAAAGUGGACCUAAGUUACACAUACGACCAUCUGGGGGAGUCCGGCAUGGUUCUUCAAGAAAUUGCGUCAGGAGCUCAUCCGUUUUCCCAAGUCCUGUCUAAGGCCAAGCAUCCUGUUGUUGUGGUUGGAAGCAGUUGCCUGCAGAGAGAGGAUGGGGCUGCUAUAAUGGCUGCUGUCUCAACCAUUGCUCAGAACACUCGCGUCAGCAGUGGUGUGGAGGAAACCUGGAAGGUUCUCAAUGUGCUUCACAGGGUUGCCAGUCAAGUCGCUGCCCUUGAUCUUGGGUACAAGCCAGGAGUGGAGGCUAUCAGAAAGAACCCACCCAAAGUUCUCUUCCUGCUAGGAGCUGAUGCCGGCUGCAUUACUCGCCAAGAUCUCCCGAAGGACAGCUUCAUAAUUUAUCAAGGUCACCAUGGCGACGUUGGCGCUACAAUGGCUGACAUCAUACUUCCUGGAGCUGCAUAUACUGAGAAAUGUAGCACCUAUGUGAACACUGAAGGCCGUGCCCAGCAGACAAAGGUUGCUGUGACUCCACCGGGCAUGGCAAGGGAGGACUGGAAGAUUAUCAGAGGCAUAUCUGAGCUUGCUGGAGUGAAACUGCCAUACGACAGCCUUGAAGAAGUGCGGGAUCGACUGGCAGAAGUUUCCCCAAAUCUGGUUCGAUAUGAUGAAGUUGAGGAGGCCAACUACUUUAAACAGGCUAAUGAACUGUCAAAGGCUGUGAACCAGGCUGUCCUUUCUGAACCUUUAGUGCCUCCACAGCUUACUGUGAAGGACUUCUACAUGACAGGUGGGUCGCUGGUAUUAUAUUCAUUACCUAAAUAUUAUUUUCAUUUUUUAAACUUCCAGGGAACAACUCAGUGUAUCAGUUUCUUUAUUUCAAUGAAACCACGUUUACUUCAUGAUUAACUUGCAAAGUCAUAC